UCACUGCGUUACUUACGCGCCCGGUCCGAAUAGACGCUCUUCUCUAGGUGGACGCCCAUAUUCCAAUAGACUCUCACGUCAUCUUUAUCAUGAACAAAAUAUAUUCAGAUCACGCGUCGCCUUUGGACGUUCCACAGUCCAGCAAGCGUCGGAGCUUAUCGCCUGUAUCGUUUAGUACGCUAGGCGACCCGCGGUCCUCUUCAGCGCAGUCGUUGGUCCCCACACCGUUGGAAGGUGAGGAGUCGGGACGUCGCAGACUUCUAGUCGUCUAUCUCCAUGGCUUUAUGGGCAACGAUUCCUCUUUUCAAUCCUUUCCCGCUCACGUACAUCAUUACCUUAAGCUAGCCCUCUCUGAAACUCAUGUCAUUCAUUCCAAGAUUUACCCAAAGUAUAAAACAUAUAAAGUCCUUGACGUAGCUCGCGAUAACUUUAGUCAAUGGCUCGCCCCGCACGAAUCACCCACUACCGAUGUGGUGCUCGUCGGGCAUUCCAUGGGAGGAUUAUUAGCUGCUGAUGUCGCUUUGAUGCCGUCGAGUAAUCAAUAUGGCGCUGGCUAUUUCCUCCACCGCAUCUUAGGAACCGUUCAUCUAGAUGCGCCUCUCCUCGGACUUCAUCCAGGUAUUAUAACAGCUGGCAUCGCUAGUCUGUUUAGGCCCAAAGCGGAUACAACAAACCCGCCAGAGGCGCCAAUACCGAAUGAGGAACCGGACCAGGCGCUAUCUCAAAUUACUUCAGGGAAUACGUCGAUAUAUUCGGACCCAUCUAGUGUUUCGCCGUCUUCUGCAUCCUCUCCAAGGCCACGAAUAUUUGAAUCACAUGGCAUGACAUUUGACCCCAAUUUCAACUCACCCUUCCCCAACGAUGUUCGCCUUCAGGAUAGGGGUUGGUGGAAAAAUAUUGUGCACUUUGUCGAGAAACACAGUUCGGAGGGCAUAGUAGAUGCUGCCACAUACCACAUAACGUCUCAUUUGGAAUUUGGAGGCUGUCUCAUGGAUAUCAAUAGCCUCAAGACACGGUAUGAAAAUAUUCGUCGGUUAGAGGACGUAGAUGAUCUGAAGCACCAUGGAUUCCCCCAUGUACCCCCGCAAGUUCGCUUCGUUCAGUACUACACUGUAUGCCACGGGUAUCCUAAGAAGCCUAAAGGACAACCCUCUAGCCAGAGCCCCGGACCCCUACAAGAUACGCACUCAGCCCCUCCGACGCCACAAACCUCAAAUAAAAGUUACGAUCUCCCGAAUCCGCAAAAAGACGCGGAUGUCCCUCUCGAAAAUGGCACUCUAGACCAGGACACUCUCGAUGCUAGUGACGACGAUGAUUCUGGCUUACAAAUACUUGACCCUCAACCGAUAUCUGAGGACUCUCCCGAAGAAUCUGAUCCGCCUCCGGAAUAUCAAGAAUUUGCCCAAUUAAUUGAGAAUCCCAAAGAUGACGCGACAGAUGACAAUGCGCAAGAAAUUCAACUUUCUAAUAUUGAAAAUGACGCAAAGGCAAACCUUGAACAAAAUGACGAAAAACUUCAGUCUCAAAAAUCCUUAGAAACGGACGCUACUAACUCGUCUACUCUUGCUGAUGAGGUGGCGUCCUUAGACCUAAAUCUCCCCGCAAUUCCGGAGCUCCCCCCCAAACCUGAGCCUGUAGAUUUAGAGCAGUACACAGACAGGGAUGUGCGGAAGCAGGCGGAGAAGGAGGCCAAGAAGGCACAGAAAGAUUACGCUAAGAUCGUAAAAGAUCGCGAAAAACUCAUCAAGGACAGACAGAAAAUCAUUGACAAGAAAAAGAAGAAACUAGCACAAGAGGCAGAGAAGCGAGAAAAGGACGAACAGAAACGACGUAAAAAAGAGGCCAAAGCUGUUGCGUCAAGUUCGUCGACUUCAGAAGAGGGAACAUCGAAAAUGGCACCUUCCACUCUCACAACGCAGUCAGAAGAUAUCUCCAACUCUCAAGUAUCACAAGCAGAUUUCGACCCUGACACAUUAUCGCCUUUACCAAGCCCAACCGAACAAUGGGGUAAAGGCAAGUCUCCGAAGCCGCCCAAAGAACGCAGGUUCUGUAAUAUGCCGUCGAAAGUAAACGGUCAAGCCGAUCCGAAGUGGGUCAAGAUCUUUAUGAAGGACACAGAUCAAGUCGGCGCACACACCGGUCUGUUUUUCAAGGGCGAUCAUUAUGAGAAAUUGGUUGGUGAUGUUGGGGAGAUGAUUGUGAGUUGGGUCCAGGAUGAUAUGACGAAACGGGCUAUUCUGGAAAUGAAUUAGAGUAUAGAAAUAUUGGAGGUUUUGGUCUACUACUUCCUAAGUGAAAUCCUCGUUCUCCUGUCUACAACCAACAUUAUAAUGAGAU
Hypoxylon trugodes is the source of this 2337-nucleotide messenger RNA. RefSeq lists its product as uncharacterized. The coding region runs from base 90 to 2252 and encodes 720 amino acids. The transcript is spliced from 2 exons. The record is from RefSeq and is a predicted model, not a curated record. Lineage: Eukaryota; Fungi; Ascomycota; Sordariomycetes; Xylariales; Hypoxylaceae.